UUUGUCCAACGAGUUUUCUGAAGGAAAAGAACUUCUGACUCAGAACUUCUGACUCUUCCUUAUGAAUCACUCGUCUUCCUCAAUAUAGCCUUUAAUAACUGAUCUUGUUUUGUUCUUCACUUUUCAUGCACAAACCGAAAAAACCCAAUAAUUUUACUCAUCAGGGAGAAAGAUUCACGUCCUCUUUCUGUCUGUUGACCUGCUGAAGGAUUUCACAACUAAUAAAUCAGACAGACUUUAUUCACGUGGCACUUUUCAUAAACAAACGGCGUCGCCAUGGGCAACAGAAAUAUUAAUAAUCAUCCACGCAGCCGGGGCAACAGAACAGGAACCGAGGAGGACCCCCGUCGUCAAACUCAUGAAUUUGAAAUGAGGGAAAAACACCAAAGGCAGGAAAACAAAAAGAAGCUAGAGAUUAUGAAGAUAAAAAGUUAUGGUGGAGAGGAGGAAAUGAAAAGCAGAAGUGAGGUUUAUAGAUUUUUAACUAUAUACGUCAAACUGGCGUGAAAGGAGAUGACGGAGAAAUGUGGAACACGGACAAUGUGGAACAUUUCGGAACGUAUGCAAGUUAUGGACAAGCUGGUUGCCCCCAUACAGCUUGGCGGGUUACACCGCUGACUUUGGUACAGACGCUCGGGGUUCGAUUCCAGGUCGUCCAGGUGUGAUGGUGAAUAUGAAGUCAUGCAACGUGAAUGUGGUGGAGCUGAACGUUCUGCAGUUAUUACAGGAUGAAACCACUCGGUCCUCUCUUCCACGGUUAUUACGGUUACGCGCCGCUGCUCCUCUCUCACACUCGGUACGGUGACGAACAGCCGCAGUCCCGGAGACUCUCUCUCCUCCUCCGGCGUCACAUCCCGCCUCCUCUCCUCUCACCGGCCGACAGGUUCAUCAGAAGACUGAAAUCAUCCCGUCGACCAGAGAGAAUUAACCGUUUUUAGUUCCGUUUUUCGCCUCGGUGACAUAUAGUCCCGCCGCGUAAAAGAAGUGAACUCGGUGGUUUUACCAUCCGCAGACUCUGCGCGUUUCAGAGACACUGCGGUGGUUUCUGUGGGUUUUAUUUGUCCCCCUCGGUGCGUCAGGAGCCAGGACCGGUUCCUCUGGACACGGUGACGCGCUUCAGCCGCAUCGUCUGACCGUUGGCCCGCGGCUCCUCUGCGUAAAGGUGAACCCGGGAGGAGGAGGAGGCGCGCGCAGGGGCGGCUGCUGGGCCUGGUUCUGGUUCGGGACACUCAUCAGACCUCACACGGAAAUACCUGCCGAGCUGAAUCUACAGAAGUCUGGGUUCAUGCCGGAUUUCGAGCACUUCAGAUUUUCCUACUCGAGCAUGAAUCCGGUCCUGGGGGAGAGCGGCUUCCCGCAGCAGCAGCACCACCACCAGAUGACGGGCCACACGGACUCCGCCAUCCCGGAGCCGGGCUACUUCUUCGGGGAGCACGGCGGCUUUGGGCCGGACGGGUUCCCCGGGCUGGACCUGGGCGCGCUGCCGCCGUCGGGCCUCGCCUACCUGCACCUGAGCAGCCCGCUGCACCGCGUGCCGCCGGCGGCCACCGCGCUGCGCAACGACCUGGGCUCGAACAUCAGCGUGUUGAAGACGCUCAACCUGCGCUUCCGCUGCUUCUUGGCCAAAGUGCACGAGCUGGAGCGCAGGAACAAGCUGCUGGAGAAGCAGCUGCACGAGGCGCUGGAGGAGCGGAGCGCGGGGGACGCGCACCAGAGGCCGCAGACCAAAGACAUGGGCGUGCAGACGGGAUUCAUCGGGCCCCACCCGGUCCGGCCGGGCCUCAUCCCGCUCCACAAUGCCAACAACUCGGCCUACCUGCCCGGCGGCCUCCUGCUCUCCCCGUCCCUGAACGCCCCUCCAGCCUUUGACAACAGAUACUUGCUGGGGAACCACCCGAACCACCUGACGGACUCCAACUCCAACCUCACCACGUCCGGGUUCUCCAUCAGUCCGGCCCUGAGUCCCUGCGAGCCGUCCAGAAGCAUCACCAACAUCAACGAGAGGUUCUCCUCCUCCGACACCGGGACCAACGCCUGCGACAUGCCGCCUCCUCCGCCGCGGUUCCUCCCCUGGUCCUUCAACCACAGCCGCCGGUUCGGCAGCGGCUCCGUCGCGGGGCCCUGGACGCAGCCGGACGGCAUCGGGGUCCAGAUCGACACCAUCACACCGGAGAUCCGGGCCCUGUACAACGUGCUGGGCAAGGUGAAGAGGGAACGGGACGAGUACAAGAGGAGAUGGGAGGACGAAUACGCCGCCAGACUGGACCUGCAGGAGAAGGUGGCGGAGCUGGAGGAGGACCUGCAGGAGAGCGAGGUGUGUCAGGAUGAGUUGGCUCUGCGGGUGAAGCAGCUGAAGGCCGAGCUCGUCCUCUUCAAAGGUCUCGUCAGCAACAACCUGUCGGACCUGGACAGUAAGAUCCAGGAGAAGGCGAUGAAGGUGGACAUGGACAUCUGCCGCCGCAUCGACAUCACCGCCCGCCUCUGUGACGUCGCCCAGCAGAGGAACUGCGAGGACAUGAGUCACAUCUUCCAGGUGGCCACGCCCCCCUCCACUCUGACCCGCCGGGCCCGGAAGCCGAGCGGCCCGUCGGCGAAGGGCGGGGACGGGGACGAACUGAGCGCGUCCGAGAGCGAGGGAGGCGGAGCUAAGGACGAGGAGUCGUGCAGCACCUCGGCCAAUCAGAUCAACGAGCAGAUGCAGAAGAUGCUGAAUCAUCUGAGGGAGUGUGAGUUUGAGGACGACUGCGACAGUUUGGCCUGGGAGGAAACGGAAGAAACUCUUCUGCUGUGGGAAGAUUUUUCCGGAUACACACUGGGAGGAGAGCUGCAGCCGCAGGACGAGUCCAUCGAGGAUGUGAUCAAAGACACCGAGUGUCUGUUCAAAUCCAGAGAGAAGGACUAUCAGGACACCAUCGACCAGAUCGAGUUGGAACUGGCCACAGCCAAGAGCGACAUGAACCGUCACCUGCACGAGUACAUGGAGAUGUGUUCCAUGAAGAGAGGGCUGGACGUCCAGAUGGAGACGUGCAGGAGGCUCAUCACACAGAGCGGAGACAGGAAGUCGCCCUCGCUCGUCCCGCUGACGGAGGACGACGCCGGCGGCGAGGAGAAGGAGAAGGAGAAGGAGAAGGAGAAGGAGAAGGAGAGGAAGAAACCCGCUCUGCCCGCCGGCGUCGUCAACGCCUCCAUCCCUCCUCUGACCUGGAGGAAACCUUGAGUCACUCACGCUCGUCUCUUCUCUUCUCUUCUCUUCUCUUCUCUUCUCUUCUCUUCUCUUCUCUUCUCUUCUCGUCUCUUCUCGUCUCUUCUCGUCUCUUCUCGUCUCUUCUCGUCUCUUCUCUUCU
Molecule: messenger RNA, 3344 nt
Organism: Scophthalmus maximus (turbot)
Lineage: Eukaryota; Metazoa; Chordata; Actinopteri; Pleuronectiformes; Scophthalmidae
Product: non-homologous end joining factor IFFO1-like
Exons: 9
Coding region: 1286-3217 (643 amino acids)
Source: RefSeq, a predicted model, not a curated record